AUGGCUUACUUUCAGGUCAUUGGAUCUGGAAAGAAGAAUCGAAAGAGGGCUUACACACCACUGGAUGAUCAAAGUGAUGGCACAUAUCAUCAGUGCCCACAGUGUGAUACUGAAGUUGGUGGAUUUGGUUGCAAACAUGACACUGUUCAUCUCCAAUGUCAAGCAUGUGGAGGAAUGAUGCCUUCCCGUACUGGUUUUGGCAUUCCUCAGUAUUGUUCAGGAUGUGAUAGACCAUUCUGUGGAGCUUACUGGCAUGCUCUAGGAGUAGCCGGGAAUGGCUCUUACCCUGUUUGCUCCCAGGAUACAUUUAGGCCUAUCUCAGAACACCCUAUUUCGAGCAUUCCAUUGUUAACACAUGAAAAGAAUAUUCAUGAACAGAAGAUAACUGAUAGUUGCAUUAGACAAAUGGGAAGGACAUUGCCGGAUGUGAUAUCAGAGUGGAUACAAAAGCUGGACAACAGAGAAAUCGAUAGAUCGCGAAUGAUGCUAAAUCAUGCUGAGACGAUUACUGCUCGAACUUUUGUAUGCCGUGACUGUCAUCACAAGUUGGUGUCAUUUCUCCUUUACUGGUUUCGCGUCUGUAUACCCAAAUCUCUUCUUCCACCAGAUGCAUCAGCAAGACAAGAUUGCUGGUAUGGAUAUGCAUGUCGAACACAGCACCGCAGUGAAGAGCAUGCUCGUAAGAGAAAUCAUGUGUGCCGUCCAACCAGAGGCUCAAACGUGUGACUAUAAUGUCAGCAUUUUUCUUUCAAGUUCGAACCGUUUUCUUAUUCUUCCCUUUUCAACAAUACUUUGUGUUGUGUCAGUUAGACUUUUCCUCUUGUCGGAGCAAUGACGCUAAUUCCUGGAUUCAAAGCAGUUCAAAAUUUAAAAAGUGGUGAUUAUCUAGCAAGUAAAAGUUGGUUUUAUAUUG
Molecule: messenger RNA, 913 nt
Organism: Vigna umbellata (rice bean)
Lineage: Eukaryota; Viridiplantae; Streptophyta; Magnoliopsida; Fabales; Fabaceae
Source: RefSeq, a predicted model, not a curated record